AACCGAACCAUCAGAACCGUCUUUACAACCAAACGUGAGCCUCAGAACCAGAAUCCUGCUUUAAGGUCCAUAAAGACCUGCACUCUGUCCCCGACCCCCCAGGCUCCAGCUGCUGCCUCCAUACAGAAGAAGCUCACCUGUAUGUUCAUCCCUGAUGGACAGGUGUCAAUCACAGCUCAGAUUGACAGGAAGGGCUUCUGUGAGGGUGAAAACAUAAACAUCAAUGCCAAGUUCGAGAACACCUGCUCCCGGAUCGUGGUGCCGAAGGCCGCCAACAUCGCCAAACACACCUUCGACAUCAGUGGACACACCAAGGUGCUGCGGCAGAAACUGACGGCGGUCCGAGGAAACCCCAUAAUCUCAGGAAUGUGUGACAUGUGGCAGGGCAGGACCUUCAGGGUCCCCAAACUGAAGCCUACACUGCUUGGCUGUGACAUCAUCAAGGUGGACUACUCCCUGAUGAUAUACUGUACCUGCACAUUCCCGGCAGUGAGAAGCUGGUUCUGGAGCUGCCCUUGGUGAUUGGAACCGUCCCUUUCAGCGGUGUGGGCAGCAGAACUAGCAGUGUGAGCAGCCAGGCCUCGGGCAGCUGGACCUCCUUCCC
Molecule: messenger RNA, 604 nt
Organism: Austrofundulus limnaeus
Lineage: Eukaryota; Metazoa; Chordata; Actinopteri; Cyprinodontiformes; Rivulidae
Product: thioredoxin-interacting protein
Exons: 3
Biological process (GO): protein transport
Cellular component (GO): cytoplasm
Molecular function (GO): ubiquitin protein ligase binding
Source: RefSeq, a predicted model, not a curated record